This is a messenger RNA of Morus notabilis, 952 nucleotides long. Its product is annotated as 28 kDa heat- and acid-stable phosphoprotein. Gene Ontology annotation, cellular component: cytosol. The record is from RefSeq and is a predicted model, not a curated record. NCBI's taxonomy places the organism in Eukaryota, Viridiplantae, Streptophyta, Magnoliopsida, Rosales, Moraceae. The coding region runs from base 130 to 615 and encodes 161 amino acids. Gene Ontology annotation, molecular function: RNA binding. The transcript has 8 exons.
GUUAUUAUUAUAAAGGUUUGCUACUUUGUUUCCUAUCCUAAACCUAAAAGGAGCAGAGAAACUUGUCUAAGAGUACAUAGAGAGCUUCUGAAUCCGAUCGGCUUUUCUUUCUCAUUCUGCGGAGGAGCCAUGGGGAGAGGAAAGUUCAAGAGCAAGCCCACCGGUCACCGCAACUUUUCCACUCCCGAAGAGCUCCUUGCUGGAACUUCUUCUCGCCCUCGCACUUUUAAAAAGCAAGAAGCUGAACAUAAAGAGGAGGAAGAGUCUGAGGAAGAAUCUGGAGAGGAAUCUGAAGAAGAAUCCAAUGAGAAACGUAAAGGUAUUGAAGGAAUUAUUGAGAUCGAAAAUCCUAAUUUGGUAAAGCCAAAGACAGUGAAAGCUAAAGAUAUCGAUAUUGGCAAAACAACUGAACUUUCAAGGCGUGAAAGAGAAGAGCUUGAAAAACAGAGAGCUCACGAGCGAUAUAUGAGACUGCAGGAACAGGGAAAGACUGAUCAAGCAAGGAAGGACUUAGAGCGUUUGACCCUCAUACGUCAACAAAGGGCAGAGGCUGCUAAAAAGAGAGAAGAAGAAAAGGCUGCCAAAGAACAGAAGAAGGUUGAAGGUCGCAAAUGAGCUUGUUGCAGAUGUCGAGCAAAACAAGCUGUGGUGCUGCUCUAGGGACAAAGAAAAUAUGUGUUUCGUAAACAUAUACUAGCUAGUUUUUUUCCCCUUUCUGCUGAGAUACUUUGCUAAUUUUGUCUACUGAUAGUUGACUAUAUCAUUCUAAAACUCAGUUUCAUGGUUUAGUUUUCAGUUUCAUUUUGUUGCUUUAUACCUAUAUGUCAACCUAGGUGAUUUUUUUUUUUCUUAUUUUAGUCAUUUGGAAAAUUGGAAGUUAGCUUUUUCAUGUUAAGAAGCAUAUAUUUGUGAUGCCCGAGAUUUAGAGCAAUGCUAUUAUGGUUUAGCUAUA